GAGUUUCGCUCUUUUUGCCCAGGCUGGAAUGUGAUGGCAUGAUGGUGGCUCACUGCACUCUUCGCCUCCCGGGUUUAGGUGAUUCUCCUGCCUCUGCCUCCCAAGUAGCUGGGAUUACAGGUGCAUGCCACCACGCCCGGCUAAUUCUGUAUUUUUGGUAGAGACAGGGUUUCCCCAUGUUGGCCAGCCUGGUCGUGAACUGACCUCAGGUGAUCAACCCGCCUCGGCCUCCCAAAGUUCUGGGAUUACAGGUGUGAGCCACUGUGCCUGGCCGUAAAGGUAGGCUUAUUAAGGAAUACUUUAACUACAGUAAAAUUUACCUCACUUAAGAGUAUUGAUGCGUUUUGACAAAUGAAUGCUUUUAUUACCCAUCACAAUCAUGAUACAGGACAUUUCCAUCAUACCCACUCAGAAAGUUCCUGAGUUCCUUGUGUUUGCAGCCAGGUGCCUUCCCCCACCUUUGCCUCUUGCAACCACUAUCAGAUUCUGUCUCUAUUGGAAAACUUGGAUACUUUUAAAAUGAAAUUUCACGUUCAUAUUUACAGUCACAAAAAAUUCUCUAGAGUCUGGUUUAGAUGCUCUGUGGCACCUGAAGCAAUUAUUAUUCGCCUUUGCUCACAAACACAACUCACUUAUUUCUCCCUUUUCUCCUGCUUCUUCAUCGUUUCUUCCACCCAGGGCUGGUGCCCUGGUGGGAUGACUGAAAGGUGAGGAAGCCCUUAGAGCAUUUGCCAAUGGGAGCCAUUCAUUUGACUUUGAAGUACUGAGAAUUCAGAGGCGUUCUUUUAAAUGCAUUAUUUAAAAAGAAAGGUAACACAUUAAGGACUUUGCUGCAUCUUUUGAUUGGCUUUCCUCUAGGAAGUAGUGACCGAGGUUUCCACUUUCCUCCAAGAGGAAGAGACAGAAUUUUUGGCAAAUAGGUCAGUGCUGGAACAGAUGCCUGCCUGGCUGAGUGUUGGGAAAGAAAGGCAGUUGGAGGGAUGUGUGGGUGCCUGGGAGGGCGUGGGUGGUGCCCAGGAGGCUAUGGGAGUCAGAAUCACACUUGCACGAGAGAAGACCCUUAUGGGACAAGUAAAAUCAGCAUAGUUUCUUGGGCGGGGCAAAGGUGUCCUGAUGAGGAUGCUAGGGGUCAAAUAUGUGGCUGGGUUCUGCCUCAGUCGGGAAUGAGACAGACAGUACUGAAGUGGAACGUGGGGGUAGCAGCUCCACCCACCUUCACAGCCUCUGGGGAGAAGAAAGCUUUCCUUGCAGCCCAACUCCAGGGGCCUAAAUAUUGAGCACCAACACAAGACAGGUCCUUGAGCUUCUCGGAGCGAGUAGGGGAAGCAGAUAAUUUCAGAUGCAAAGUGCCUUGAAUAAACAGAACGAAAGAUAGAGAGCCAGUGGGGGAGAAACGGCCUGGUGUGGUCAGGGCAGGCAUCCAUGAGACCUGAACGAAGAGGGGGCAUUCCAGACAAAAGGAACAGUGAUCACAGAGGCCCCGAGUCAGGAACCAGCUAAGGGUUUUAGAGAAGAGCCGCCUCGUAAAGCUGAGCAACAAUAACCAGGGAACGGUGGGCAUGGGCCCUGAUAGACAAGGCAGGUCUUGGCUUUUUAAGCCAUAGAAUUGGAUUUUAGGAGGGAUGGGCCCGCCGACAAAGCCAACAAAGUUUUAACCCGAAGAUCGCUAUCUUAUUUAUGCUUUAAAAAGACCUCUCUGGCUUUUCUGCGAAGCUCUAUCCUUAGCUUUCUCUUGUUAGCAUUUUGAUUAACGAAUGUGGGCACCAACAGCCAGCUGACCGACAGCGCGCGCAGUCGAGCGUCGGUUCAUCGCCUUGGGAGGGACCACUGGAGGCCCCGCCCCCUGGCCGCGAGCGCGCCUCGGCCCCGCCCCCGAGGCCCUACGGGCGUGGCCUCUGCUCCGGGUCCCGCCCCCCAGCCCUCCGGAACAGCGCGCUCGCUGCGGUAGGUAGCGAAGCCUGGGGCUGUGUCUGUCGCCCAUGGCCGCCGCGCUGCUCGCCCGGGCCUCGGGCCCUGUCCGCAGAGCUCUCCGUCCUAGGGCCUGGCGGCAGUUACACACUAUCUACCAGUCUGUGGAACUGCCCGAGACACACCAGAUGUUGCUCCAGACAUGCCGGGACUUUGCCGAGAAGGAGUUGUUUCCCAUUGCAGCCCAGGUGGAUAAGGAACAUCUCUUCCCAGCGGCUCAGGUGAAGAAGAUGGGAGGGCUCGGGCUUCUGGCCAUGGACGUGCCCGAGGAGCUUGGCGGUGCCGGCCUCGAUUACCUGGCCUACGCCAUCGCCAUGGAGGAGAUCAGCCGCGGCUGCGCCUCCACUGGAGUCAUCAUGAGUGUCAACAAUUCUCUCUACCUGGGGCCCAUCUUGAAGUUUGGCUCCAAGGAGCAGAAGCAGAAGUGGGUCACGCCUUUCACCAGUGGUGACAAAAUUGGCUGCUUUGCCCUCAGCGAACCAGGGAACGGCAGCGAUGCAGGAGCCGCGUCCACCACCGCCCGGGCCGAAGGCGACUCAUGGGUCCUGAACGGAACCAAAGCCUGGAUCACCAAUGCCUGGGAGGCCUCGGCUGCCGUGGUCUUUGCCAGCACAGACAGAGCCCUGCAAAACAAGGGCAUCAGUGCUUUCCUGGUCCCCAUGCCAACGCCUGGGCUCACGUUGGGGAAGAAAGAAGACAAGCUGGGCAUCCGGGGCUCAUCCACGGCCAACCUCAUCUUUGAAGACUGUCGCAUCCCCAAGGACAGCAUCCUGGGGGAGCCAGGGAUGGGGUUCAAGAUAGCCAUGCAAACCCUGGAUAUGGGCCGCAUCGGCAUCGCCUCCCAGGCCCUGGGCAUUGCCCAGACCGCCCUCGAUUGUGCUGUGAACUACGCUGAGAAUCGCAUGGCCUUCGGGGCGCCCCUCACCAAGCUCCAGGUCAUCCAGUUCAAGUUGGCAGACAUGGCCCUGGCCCUGGAGAGUGCCCGGCUGCUGACCUGGCGUGCUGCCAUGCUGAAGGAUAACAAGAAGCCUUUCAUCAAGGAGGCAGCCAUGGCCAAGCUGGCUGCCUCGGAGGCCGCGACCGCCAUCAGCCACCAGGCCAUCCAGAUCCUGGGUGGCAUGGGCUACGUGACAGAGAUGCCAGCAGAGCGGCACUACCGCGACGCCCGCAUCACCGAGAUCUAUGAGGGCACCAGCGAAAUCCAGCGGCUGGUGAUCGCCGGGCACCUGCUCAGGAGCUACCGGAGCUGAGCCCAUGGAGGGCUGCCCCAGGACUGCGGGAAGGCGCAGGAGCCGGGGGGCCUCCACCCCGACCCCGGCUCAGAGACUGGGGCCCCCGGAUGGGCUCAGUGCUGCCACCCAGAUCAGAUCACAUGGGAAUGAGGCCCUCUGACCAUUGGCAGCUCCGCCUCUGGGCCUUUCUGCCUCCUCACCACUGUGCCUCAUGUUCCUCAUCUGAGUGGCCCUGGCCUCCUGGGGGCGGGGUUGUGGGGGGGCUGAGUGACACUUAGGGACACCUCAGUUGUGCUCCCGGGGGCCCUGGUGCCCUGGCAUGAAGACCCAGUGGGACAGGCCCUUGGUGGAGUCUGUCUUUUCCUUGAGGUCAGAGGUCAGGAGGGCUGGGGUCAGAAUGAUGAGGCCUGGGGUCCUGGUGUUGGGCAGGUGGUGGGGCUGGGCCAUGGAGCUGGCCCAGAGGCCCCUCAGCCCUUCGUAAAGUCUGAUGAAGACGGGUGGUGAUUCAUGCUAUGUGACUGAUCGUGGGAAAUAAACACACCUGUCCUCCA
Molecule: messenger RNA, 3751 nt
Organism: Pongo pygmaeus (Bornean orangutan)
Lineage: Eukaryota; Metazoa; Chordata; Mammalia; Primates; Hominidae
Gene: ACADS
Product: acyl-CoA dehydrogenase short chain
Exons: 10
Coding region: 1980-3218 (412 amino acids)
Biological process (GO): butyrate catabolic process; fatty acid beta-oxidation using acyl-CoA dehydrogenase
Cellular component (GO): mitochondrion
Molecular function (GO): flavin adenine dinucleotide binding; short-chain fatty acyl-CoA dehydrogenase activity
Source: RefSeq, a predicted model, not a curated record